Molecule: messenger RNA, 1726 nt
Organism: Anthonomus grandis grandis
Lineage: Eukaryota; Metazoa; Arthropoda; Insecta; Coleoptera; Curculionidae
Product: G patch domain-containing protein 4
Exons: 4
Coding region: 134-1360 (408 amino acids)
Biological process (GO): regulation of ribosome biogenesis
Cellular component (GO): nucleolus
Molecular function (GO): nucleic acid binding
Source: RefSeq, a predicted model, not a curated record
UCGUGUUGUGAAUUCUGAGAAAAAAAUGUGGAAAGUGGAAAACAAAAACAUACACAUGCUGUAAAUUGAAAAACUUUUGUAAUUUAAGUAGGAAUACUUAAAACUAGAUUUGUCAAUCUCAUAUAUAAAAAGAAUGGACUUUGCCCGCAAGCAGCUUGAAAAAUAUGGAUGGUCCGAAGGUAAGGGCUUGGGACGGACCGAAAGUGGUAUAGCAACAGCACUGAAACCAAAACUCAAAUUUGAUAAUGCCGGAAUUGGGCAUGACGUUGGUGAACAAUUCACCAACAAUUGGUGGGAGAGGGUUUUUAACUCUGCUGCUGAUAACAUUGAUGUACAGCAAAGCAGCUCCGAUGUGAAAAUGACCGUGAAGGAUAAAGAUGCGGUGGAGAUAUCAACCAAAACCUAUUCAGUAAAAAACCUUAAAAGGAAUACCUCACUUGAAUAUGGUUCCUUUAUAAAAACUGCUAAACUCACUCAAGGUGGUACGGAAAACUACAGUGUGCCUGUCGUAGAGUCUGAAGCGUUGAAGAGCUAUCAAGGACUGACUGAUGACGAUCUUUUUGCUGCUUGUGGAGGCAGAACUGCUCACAAAGGUGCUCGUCACGGCCUAAAAUUAAGCGGAAAACUAUCAAGAAUUGAAAAACAAGAAAAGCUACUUUUGAAAAAAAUGAAAAAGGUCUCGCUUUCCGACAACAAUUGUAGUAAGGUAGAAAAAAAACUGAGAAAAAUCAAAAGCGAAAAAGACAAAUACGAUGAAAAAUAUACUCCUUUCGACGACCCGGACAUGCCCAGUACGUCAAACAUAAAAAAGAAAAAGAGGAAAAGUGUGUCUUUUAACGAGACAGUAACGAAAAUUUACACUAACGAUCCCGAUACGAGUUUCGAUAGUGAAGUGGGCUCGGUAAGGGAUGAAAACUCUUCGAACGACGCAAAUAAUAACAGCGACGAGGGAAUCGAACAGGAUUCAGAAAACAACAACAAUGAACUCGACGUGGAUAAUCACAGGGCCUUUGAGGAAGCCCGAUUGAACUUUAGCGACUUGUCGAAAGCGGAGCGGAAAAAGCUGAAGAAAAAGCGCAAACUAGAGGCCAAAAAUCAUGCUGCAACUACCGUUUUCCUGAUGAAUAUCAGUCAAGAAGAGGACGUGCAGGAGGACAAAGAGGGCUCUUCAAAGAAGAGGAAAUAUCUUGAAGGUGAAGAAGAAAUUGAGCCGAAACGUAGCCAAACGGAAAGUCCUAGCAGACUCAAGAGGAAGAAGAACAAAAAGAAGAAGCAUAAGCAAAAAAAAGAGGAAGCUAAAGCUAUAAAUUCGAUCACGAAAUCUUUGGAAGGGUUUUGUCGCAUUUCUGAAAGUGAAUAAGUUAGCUUCUAGGAUUUGCUUAUAUUUAUUUCUAAGUUUGUUUUUAGUUUUUUUUUUAUAUGGUUAUUUAAAGGUUAUCGACAAAACGAUUUAGGUAUGUCAGAACGAUUAUUGCUUUUGUUUAUAUACUUAUCAGGUUUUUUAUUACGUUGAAUAUUGUACUUAAAUCGUGGGUGCCGCUAUUUAUCCGGCAGGGUGUUUGCUGUUUGAAUAACUGUGAUUGCGAAGAGGAAAGUUGACACUAUGCCUUAACAUUUAAGUUAUUAAUGUUUUAAAAUAUUUCAUAUUUGUAUUAUAGAAAUACAAAAACAGCCCCUACUUUAAACUUUGUUCAGGUUAAUUAAAUAUAGGUUUUUUUCCACAUAA